AUGGUGAAGGAGUCAAUUCAGUACUAUAUCACGAUCUUGGAGGAUCUAUCACAGUUGUGCUCUAAUGGGAAACUAGGAGAAUUUGCCAAAAUAAUUACUGCAGAAAAGAGGAAGAAGUUCAUAGCUUUUAUCAGUGAUGGUGCAAACGUGGUUAAUGACAAGUUUAGACUAUCAUUUAAUAGGUUUCUUGAUUCAAUUCAUAACAAGAUUAAUCCAAAAAUAUUUGAAAUAAUUUUGAAGAUUGGUGUCAAUUUUAUGAAGGAUGAUGAUAGCUUUUGGUUUCAUUUGAUUAAUAUCUUAGAUUAUGGUGCUACUUUUGAUCAAUAUGAGUUAUUGGACUUGUUGAUUGAGCAAAUUUUAAAAGAGGAUGAAAAUAGCUGGAAGGCCACUUGCUUGCUUUGUAUAAUGAUCCAAGACUAUCCGAGUUUAAGAUCGCCUUGUAUCAAAAGCUUAUCAAAAGUUCAUGAAGAAUUACUUGCUGUUUUAUCACAUGUCAAGAACUUUACAACGUCAAGCUACUUGGUUGAAUUGGUUUCUCAAUUAGAGGAUGAUGCUUUGGUUUCUUUAAUUUUCAAACAAAACCCUGAAUUAUAUGAAAAAUUCCCUGAAAAUGCUUAUGCAAAUGAUCCAACAUGUCUCAAAUUUUUACAAUUGACUAAAUUUGAUCCUUCAAUCUUUAAAUUUAAAUCCUUUUCCUUUGGCACUGGGUUGAAGUCGGGUGCAAGUUAUUGCCAAUUAACAUCAAAAUAUUUGAUCACACUAGUGGAGCAUAAUGACUUUGCAGCACCAAUUCAGUUUGAUUUAUCAAAUAUUAGAAAUUUACAAAGUGUUGGUAAUCAAGCUCGUUUCAAUCUUGCUAGGGCAGCUAAAAAGGCAUUGAUCAAUAUCGAUAGUUCUGAGUCUACUGUCAUUGUUCUAACUUUUGAUUCUGAGAAAACUUGUAAGGGGUUUAUGUCAAAAUAUCAAGAUUUUGCUGGUCAAAUCACUUUAUCGACUCCUCGGAAAAUAAGUGUGGUGCAAGACUUUAUCGCAUUGAGUGGUGGGUUUGGUGACAUGGACUAUGAUGAAGAUAUUUAUGAUGGCCCCUCUCAAAAUGAUGAAAUUAUAGAACCUUCAGCUAUGAACAAUGAGGUUUCUAAUUCAGGAAUAAUUGACGAGACUGAGUCACUAUUUGGAUCGCCUAUUAAUACAACUAAGGAUACAAGUGUGUCAAAGAAACUAGGAAGAGCUGUCUCUGUUAUUGUUUCUGAGAGUGUUGAUAAAGGUUCAAAGAUGGUUAACCCUCAAGAACCAGAUCUGUUCUCUGAUGACGGUUAUCAACAAGUCCCAGAUAGUCUUGAUCAAGCGUUUGAAACAUUUCAUAAUCCACCAGUUGAUAGAGGUCCUUCAGAUGUCGUUGUGGAGAGUAACCAACCAGAGGAUUCUAAACCAGCAAAAGCUACACAGAAAAGUGAUAUCUGGGAUUUUGAAUCAGAUCCUGAUGUCACCUUGAAUAAUCCACAAGCAACAAGUACCGUGAAUAAAAAGUACAGAUCCAAAGCUAUGAAGUGUUUGACUAACCAGAUAAACUCGAUUGAUAAGAAACGCACUGGGAAGAAGAAUGAACCAAAGAAGAAGACAGAAGUGAAAUCUAAGGUUAACGAUAAACUUGAAAAGUUCAAUAAAAGUGGCGUUGAUCCUGUUAAAGACAUCCCAUCUUCCCUUGAUUCAAUUGAUCAACAUGGCGGUUCAUUCUUGCCGCUGACGUCACCAAUGGCAAGUGCUCAUGAAAGAGCUAGAACAAGAGCACUUUCAAAGGCAUUGAUCAAUAGUGAACAUGAAGCUCCAGGUGUCACGGAAAAUAAGAAUAUGGGCAAAGUUGAAACAAAUGUUGGGAAGAGGAUUGAAAAGAAGAUUGCUAAGAAGAUUGAUAAGGAGACUGAAAAGAAACCUGUGAAAAGAGGCAGAACAAGAGCUAAAGAUCCUGAGGUAGAAAGUGAUGUUGAAUACAUUGAAAAGAAGCCAUCACUCAAGAAAGGAAAGGUCACAACGUCAAAGGCAGUAAAGAAGGUAGUGGCUACUAAAGCAGCUCCAAGAGUGACAAGAGGAAAGAAAAAGCAAAGUGAAGCCGUUGAAGUUGAACCAGUCACAGAGAUUAAACUGGUCAAUGCAUUACCUUCGAAACCUAAAGCUCAAGACACUUUCAAAACUGUCAAUAAAAGCUCCAAAGUGAACGCCCCUGAGAAGUCAGAUAAAUCCAUGUCGGCUAUUUUUGCAAAGCCAGAUGCUCCAAAAGGUGUUGCUUUUGAUAAAAAUCAUCCUGUUAUGGAAAGCACGAGAUUGAUUGAUUUAAAAGAUAAAGAUAAAACUCAAACAGACACACAUGCUUCGACGCCUGCUGCUCAAACACACAGGCCUCAAACAAACUUGGAGCAACAUUUCUCUCUGAUGUCGUCUGCUUUCACUGCACCAAUAGCUGCUGAUACAAUUUUGUCUGAAGCUUAUACAAAUACACUUCAGAGACAAAUAUUUGAGUCAAUCACUAGUUUUUCCAAUCAGUUAGUUAAAAAAAUCCAUAUCAUCAAUGAUGAAAUCAACAAGAAGGUCAUGACUGACCUAACAUCAAAAUAUGAAACUUUGUUUAAUGAAUUGAGGGAUAGUUUCCAAAGUGAUGUUGAUGAAAUGUGUGGAUUCAUUACAGAUGUUAAAGGGUUGUUGAAUUUGCCAGAGAAAGAAUUAACUGAUUAUAUUAAACAGAAAAAGUUUGGUACCAUUGCUUCAAAGAAAUAGACCAGCAUCUAGCUAAUCCAAUUGCAGGAUACUGUUGUAUAAGUUGUACAUUAGUGUUUGGUUGAAUAUUAUGG
Hansenula anomala is the source of this 2843-nucleotide messenger RNA. It is a transcript of the gene RED1, whose product is annotated as Red1p. The transcript is spliced from 4 exons. Gene Ontology annotation, biological process: reciprocal meiotic recombination. The coding region runs from base 1 to 2769 and encodes 922 amino acids. NCBI's taxonomy places the organism in Eukaryota, Fungi, Ascomycota, Saccharomycetes, Phaffomycetales, Wickerhamomycetaceae. The record is from RefSeq and is a predicted model, not a curated record.